CGUGACCCGUUGAUGGCUGAGGAGGGAGGGGAGAAGGAAACCAAAAUAUUGCAGUCAGAGGCGCUCGAUCAGUGUGUCUACAGCUCUAAACCCCAAAACCCGCCCUGUUCACUGGAGUAUUAUCACUCCUGAAGUGUCUCUGUGGAAUAUCCGACAGUGAGCCAGAGAUGUGUGAUGACAGCUGCUUAUAGAAACGGGGAAACCCAGCCUUUUGCCAUGAGUGGUGACCUGAAUGUACCGAUGGGAUCCUCGUCUGCCGGGAUGUCGGACAGGAUCCAGGAUGGAGGGGGGAUGGACUACAGAGAUUGGGUUCGCCGCAGCUACCUGGAGCUGGUUACCUCCAACCACCACUCAGUCCAGGCUCUCUCCUGGAGGAAGCUCUACCUGAGCAGGGCCAAACUUAAGGCCUCCAGCCGCACCUCAGCCUUGCUCUCUGGCUUUGCUAUGGUGGCCAUGGUGGAAGUGCAGCUGGAGAUGCAGUACAGUUACCCACGUGUGCUCCUCAUCGCCUUCAGUGUGUGCACUACAGUGCUGGUGGCCGUGCACCUCUUCGCACUUCUCAUCAGCACCUGCAUCCUGCCCAAUGUGGAAGCAGUCAGCAACAUCCACAACCUCAACUCUGUGUCUGAGUCGCCCCAUGAACGCAUGCACAAGUACAUUGAGCUGGCUUGGGGCUUUUCCACAGCCUUGGGCAUCCUGCUGUUCCUGGCCGAAGUGGUGCUCCUCUGCUGGAUCAAAUUCCUGCCUGUGGACUCGGGGGCGUCCCCGAAGCUGAACUGUACCGGCCAGGCAGCCAGUCAGCCAGGCCACAGCGGCUGGCAAGCGGCGUUGGCCUCGACUAUCAUUAUGGUGCCAGUGGGCCUUAUCUUCGUGAUCUUCACCAUCCAUUUCUAUCGCUCUCUGGUGCGCCACAAGACAGAGCGCCACCACCAGGAGAUCGAAGAACUACACAAGAUCAAGGUGCAACUGGACGGCCAUGAGAGAGGGCUACAAGCAGUGUGAGCACUUGAUCUAUGUUUUAUUUCCUUUUUCUUUACUUUUUCUGCUGUGGCACCAUUCUUCAUGCCUACAAGCGCCAGCCUUUAAAGUCCCUCCUUGUUGAAGCCAGUUCACCUGCGUGCAUUUUUUAAAUGCCAUAAUUUACCACAUGCAACAGCCUGGACAGUGUCUUACUCUGCCUUGUUUCAAAAUCAUUUGUUGAGAGAUAGAAGGCGCCUUACAUGAAAGUGGCAUGUUUACAGAUUUUUGCAUCAAGGGCUAUUUGGUUUUCUUUUUGUUUGGUUAAAGAGUCUUUUUUUCUAAUGCUUUUGUGUUAUUUUCUGUUGCCAUGCCUCAAGAACCAGAGAAUGUUACACAGAGGUAUUAACCUCCCCCCACCCCUCUUGGAGUAGGUUUCUACGGGGUGGUGUGUAAUGGUGUGCCAAAAUUGCCCUGGAAUUGGGAAAAACAAGGACAAGCAUGUGGGAGUCUAUUAAUAACUAAAACUAUUCAGGCUCACUGCCAAAGUAACUGAGUCAGAUAUGCAAUGAUUAAAAAUCACAGGUCUGUAUUGUCUGAGCUUCCAUUUGGUGGUAAAAAGUAUGUUGUUCCUAAGUUACUAAAUUUUUGAUGGACUUUCUUUGUACUGAAGAAAUCCAGAGAUGUUACAAAGAAUGUAUACAAGCCCGUUAAUAAGCUGUAUAUCAAACCAUUUGAAUUUUUAUGUGACCUAAAAGGACCAUUCAGUAAGAUGAAAUGUCUUAAACAGGUUUUAUCAUUCAGUAGACAGCUCUGUAUAUUAGUGCACACGUUUCAAACAGUCAGAGUACAUUUUAGGCAAAAAGUAGAAUCCUCUAUUACUGUUUUUUUGUCUAUUUGCAACCAUGCCUUGCUUAGUGCUGUAUCAUUGUGCUACAAGAGGUUUACGUUAAGAUUACUGUGGCAGGACUUGUGUGUUCAGAGCAAGUCGGGUCAAACUUCCUGUACAGAGAGCACGCACUUUAAAUGGGCAUGAUUACAAAACUGCCUGCUUCUAAGAUGCAGUGAAAUUGCUGUUUCAUUUUUGUGGUCAAACCUAAUGGAUCUGCUUUGUGAACUGUAUAAUUCAGUGAUCUAUGAGUGGGUAGAUUGAACAGCUCCAGAUGCUUCCUGUGAAAACCUUUAAAAAUAAAGUGUAUCGUUUAUAUAACAAGAACAUGUGAGGAUAACAUUCCAAAAGAAAAAAGAUUUUACCUACAACUGCUUGCCUUACUGCAAAGACUUGGAAGUGCACUUGUGCUGUAGUUUGCCACAUCAAGACCUGUUUAAUUAAGGAGGUUAUGUGUAUAUCUGUUUGAAUGCCAGUACAUAGAUAUUCAUAGAAAGUAGAAAUUGGGCCAAAUUCUAUGUGUAGUAGUCCAGUCAUCAUUUAUGGAUUCUGCUCUUUUGGACAUAAUUUGAUACUAGUCUGAGGAAAAACAUAAUUCUAAACAUCUGUCCUAGGCCAAUCAUUUUCUUUUUCUUUUUUUUUAAUGAUUACCUUUUUUUGAAACCAGUGAAUGUAGAAAUCAUGGGCACUGUGGUUCCAUUCCAUUCUUUAAGAAAUUACACUAAAAUAUCUGCCAUGUUAUCAAAUUUGCAACCAGAUUUUGCAGAGUAGAGACCAAAGGCCCGCCUCCUCUCUGAGAAUCAACAACUCAGACUGCCUUCAUUGAGUUUCAGUGCACUCUAAAGGACCAUGUUUAAAUAGUAGAAGUGCCAUUCAUAUAUUUUAUUACAAAAACCAAAUGUAUGGGGAUGGGCAAAGCUACAAUCAUAGUGUAACCAGUCAGCAAAGGCACUAGACCUGUGGUGGCUUCAUUUUUAAGGGCCAUUUUCUGUUCAUGCUUUCUACAAUCAUUGACCUUAAGGACUGCGAUAUUUCUGUGCACCCUAAAAGACAUAGGGGUUUAAGGGUUUAAGGAUUUGAGCUCAUAGUUUGGAAGCAUUAUUCGUCACUAAAUUUUUUUAUUAAUGCUUGCAAGCUAAGAAGUCUUGCUUAUUUGCCAGUCCUAAAACAAACAAACCUCAUGUUUUAGAAAUGAUAACUUUUUUUAGGAAAAUAAAUACUUUUGAAGCUUAUUAGUAGUUACCAUUUCAUCGGAAGUCAUUUAACAUAAUUUCUAUUGACCUCUAUAAAAAUCUAUGAUGUAUGAAAUCACAAAACAAGUGGCCUUUUCAAGCUGUGUAUAAGUUAAAAUUGGAAGUUAUGGUUUUGAUAUGACCGUGGCAACAAAACAAAUGCCUUCUUCUUUCACACGUCUGAUCAUGUUUUGUGAAUUAUUGCUUUGCCAUUGUAUUUAAUGAUUUAAUCUCAAGUAAUGAGCUGGGAUCACUAUUUGCCAUUCAUGUUUUUUUUUUGAAGAAAUUUAUUCCAAAAGAGGCAGUUCAUGCAUGUGGACCCAGUAUACACUACAAUAAAGGACUAUAGGCUUUAAUGUCCAAUGGUUAGUGGCAUCAGCCCAAAAUAUUUAACUUUGACCAAAAUGGAGCACUUGUGAACGGAAUGGAUGUGGACUUUACACUGCAGUCUUUGCAGAACAAACCAAUGCCUUUGGCAAACUCUGUGUUUUGGACAAUGUAUGUGCAUCACGUGACAUGAUGAGCACACAAAACAGGUGAUGGUCAUACUCUUAAUUUGGUGCACAAUAUUUAACCAACUGUUCACAGAAUUGUUUUGUGGGGUGGCAUGUCCUUUUCAUAUUCUGUCUGUGUACUUGUAUGUUAAUUUAUGUCAAAUAAACACCUUAUUUUGUUUACUUUCAA
Astyanax mexicanus (Mexican tetra) is the source of this 3762-nucleotide messenger RNA. RefSeq names its product ORAI calcium release-activated calcium modulator 2 (gene orai2). The transcript has 4 exons. The record is from RefSeq and is a predicted model, not a curated record. Gene Ontology annotation, molecular function: store-operated calcium channel activity. Gene Ontology annotation, biological process: store-operated calcium entry. Gene Ontology annotation, cellular component: membrane. The coding region runs from base 175 to 1002 and encodes 275 amino acids. NCBI's taxonomy places the organism in Eukaryota, Metazoa, Chordata, Actinopteri, Characiformes, Acestrorhamphidae.